Bombyx mori (domestic silkworm) is the source of this 3714-nucleotide messenger RNA. RefSeq names its product TBC1 domain family member 5 (gene TBC1D5). The transcript has 13 exons. The coding region runs from base 229 to 1848 and encodes 539 amino acids. Gene Ontology annotation, molecular function: GTPase activator activity. Lineage: Eukaryota; Metazoa; Arthropoda; Insecta; Lepidoptera; Bombycidae. The record is from RefSeq and is a predicted model, not a curated record. Gene Ontology annotation, biological process: activation of GTPase activity.
ACAAUGACAUGUUUAUGAUGACCAAACUUCAGGAUAAAGUUUAAAAUUGUUUAGUUUGGCUUUUUUUGUUAGUGUGCGUAUUUUUAUUGAGGGUUUAUUGACUGAAGCAGCUGAUUUUAUGAACACAAUUUGCAUCUAUUCACGAAAAGAUUGAACUAUGUACAAAAUAUAGUUUUUCUAAAAAGUGAAUCGUUCUAAAAAUGAUAACGAGUUUUAAAUAAAGAAACCAUGGACCAGAAUUCAGCGAAAACACCUAGUCUACCAAACAAUGGUACGGAAGGGAUUGAUUUCGACCUGGAACAGCCGCUGUGGUGUUUGGAGGAGCUUCAGAAAGCGGCUAUUGAGCAUCGACUCCUGCGUCCACGGAGCCUGGCCUGGGCUAUUAUGCUGAACGCUUUGCCACCUCCGAAUGCGGACAUCGUUUCUCGCCUAAAGUGCCAUAGGAACUUCUACGAUGACUUGAAAGUGAAAUUAUCGAUGGAUCCGAGAGCCGUGAUUGGGGAUGACCCACUCUCUCAGAAUGAUAAGAGCGCUUGGCGACAGCACUUUUGCGACAACGAACUCAAAACUGUGAUACUCCAAGACGUCGUGAGGACGUUUCCUGAUGAGCUUUACUUUAGGGAGAAAGACGUUCAGGAUCUGAUGGUCCGAGUCCUCUUCUAUUGGGCGCGUUCGCACUCGCACGUGGGCUACAGACAGGGCAUGCACGAGAUACUGGCUCCGCUACUCUUCGAGCUGUAUUUGGAUAGGAAGUUCGCGCCCCGGGCCAUCAGUGACAAAUUAAAAAUUAUACUCGACGAAGAUUAUUUGGAGCACGACAGCUACAUGCUGUUCAACACCGUGAUGCAGGGACUGGAGAGGUUUUACGUGACGGGCGACGUCGUGCCCUCGCCCUCCGGUAGGAUGCCCUCUUCCAGGAUGAUCCACAAUCCAAACGAAGUGGUGAGAUACCUGGAGAAGGUCAAGGAGGACUACUUGUUCCCGCUGGACCCCGAGCUCGCCACGCACCUGACCAACUUCAACAUUUCCUUGGAGCUCUUCGGAAUCCGCUGGCUCCGGCUGCUGUUCGGGCGCGAGUUCCCGCGCGCGCAGCUGGCGCCGCUGUGGGGCUUCCUGUUCGCGCAGGGGCCGGCGCUGCCGCGGCUGCACUACGUGGUGGUGGCCGCGCUGCUCGCCGCGCGCGCCUCCCUGCUGGACAACGACCCGGGUGCGGUGCUGUCCGCCCUCAUGCGGCCCUCGCACGCCAGCGCGGCGCACGUGUGCGCGCUCGCGCUGCAUCUGUGGCGCCCCUUGGAGCACCCGCGCCCGCCGCCCCCGCCGCCGCCGCGCGCCGCAGACAGCCACCCCGCGGAGCCGACGAGGGAGAGGAGAGAGACCUGGAACAUCGAGGUGGUUGGCAGCGAGGCCGUGAGCUCGGGCUCCGAGUCGGAGGGCGUGGCGGAGGGCGGCGACGUAUCGCGCUCCCUGGCCGCGCUGGCCGUGCUGCGCGCGCACCUGCCGCCCGCCGCCGCCGCGCUCGCCGCCGCCCUGCCGCGCCCGCCGCCCGACGCGCUGCCGCACCUGCGCCGCAUCCUGCACCUCGCGGCGCUGCUGCAGUGCAAGAAUCACACCCUGAUCGACGUGGAGACGGCCUUGGAAGCCGCCGAAGGGCAGCAGCCGACCGACAACAUCGGGCGCAAGCAGCUGGUGCCGGUCACCGCCAUCGCUGUCAAGAACAAACCCAACAAACAAAACUUCGGUCCGCUGAACAAAGUCAAGGAGGUGCAACUGAAGGUGUUCCACCAAGUGGAAUGCGACCGAGCCGGCGACCUGCCCUGCCUCGACCCUCUGAGGCUGAGGACCGAAUGACUGAGACGGGAGUUUGCGUUGUACAGUUGCUAGACGCCCUCCGCUGGAGGUCAUACGUAAACACAAACUGUUCUUUGUGAUGUAGGUAAUAAAACUGAUAAUUGUUUUGUGUCACAAUUAGACGAAGGACAAGUCACACACACGGUGAUCAUAUACACAUAUAGAUAUUAAAAACCCAGACAAAGUGCGAACAAUCUAGUUCAUCACAGGAAUGUUUGGCGGAUGUGGGAAUCGAACCCGCGACCCUCGGCCCAACAAUUAUGGUGGCUAACUACUGCAACACCGAAUCAGUCAAUUGUAUCAAGUUGGGUGUUCACGAACUUGUGAAAAAACGUUCAAUUAUGUGAUCUAAAUUAUUAUUUUUAAUAAUAUAAAGUAAGAUAUAAACAUGCUCCUUGGGACAGUUGCAGACCGGUGUCAGAAUGCAUUUGCACAUCACUUCAGUAGUUGGAAAUUUGUAAUGUAUUUGUUUAUUAUAGCAGCGGUCGGGGAACUUUUUUUAUUGAUUACCCCAAAAUAUUUUUGUGUAAGUUGAUAUUACCCCGUGGCGACGAACAAAAAAAAACGAAAUGCUUCUUUUUAGCAUCUUUUAUACUAUAGCCACCAUGAUAAUUUUGAAAAAAAACAAUAACUAAAAAUUUAACGAUUCUAAAAAAGUUUCACUACUUUUUACUCACAAAAGUUUCAUUUUUACCCCCCAAAUUUUCAUUUUACCCCAUUUGGGGUAAUUUACCCCGGUUUCCCGACCGUUGAUUUAUAGUGUUGAAGUAAAAAGAAUAAAUAAAUAUGUAAAUAAUAAAUGAAUAAAGAGAUGAAUGAAAGAAACGAAUAAAUGAUAAAUGAAUAUAAAUAAUACAGAGAAUAAAUUUAUAUGUACCGUUUAUUGGUGAUAGAACUAGUUGUCGCCCUGGGCAGCUACCGCCGUCUUGUGUUUCUUCACUGUGAUUCUGCCGCGAAGUAUUCAUUGGUCCAACAGAAGAGUUAGGACAGAUGUUAUUGACAUACCAAUAUACGUCGUCUCAAGGUAGACGCCGGUGUUCACGCAGUGAUGCCCACGGCCUCCAACAACCGGCUUACCAUUUAAAGCAUACAUAAAAAACGUGAAUUUCGCAUUUUUCUCGGUGGCUUAUUAUUAGAAAUAAGGAUCUAAAUACCUGUCGUUUUUAGUUAUGAAGAAAUACAAAAGAUGAUUUAAGAUUAAAGGAAAAUAAUCGCUCAACUUUAGUUAGUUGUUUUUUUGUGAUAAUUUACGAAAUAUCUAAGUCUUUAUCGAAAUAAGAUAGAAGAUAGUGAUUAAGCUUUAUAUUGUUUUUUGGAUCGAAUUUGAAGGUAUACCUAAGAUUAAUGUUGCCACAAAUAUAUAUUUUUAAAGCCCCUAUAGCCAUGGCCCAUCUAGUAUUUGCUAGAUAGAGAUUUCUUCCACAGUUAACUGUAGGAAAAGUGUCGCUGUAAACAAUGUCAAUCAGAUGAACAGUAGCAGAUAACUAAUGUGAAAGUCAAAUGCGAAUAAUAAAAAUGAGUACUGUUUCAAGUGCAAAAUAAAUAUAAUUAUUAUAAGACAUUUAAAUAGUAUGUACUGUAGUUCCAAAGUAAGCUUACUGUGUACAUAUGUCCAUUAUAGUUGGUUGAAGCAAAAAUAAUAUUUGUUUAUUUAUAUUUGUUUAAUAAAUAUAAUACCAUAUUAAUUGAAUAACUGUAUAUUAUUGUGAUGCUAUAUAAUAGAAGUUGGUAUUUUUUUGAGAAUAAAUCUUUUUGUUACAAGAAUUAAAAAUGUAAAUAUGUUGCAUAUUUAUUUAAUAAAUAAAGCAAAAUUAUGCAUAAUAGUAAAUACUGCAAAAAUGAUUAAAAUAUAUUUUCUUCUUGUGA